AUGUGUGGUUGGAACAUCAUUUGUUCAAGGAGAACUUUGCGAGAUGGUGGAAUAGUGCUAAAUGUCAUGGGUGGGAGGGGAGGUGUUUGGGAAUUUGGAAUCAUCAAAAUUUCAAGUUAUGAGAAGAAUUGUGGAGAUAGAUUCUUUGGAAAUGAGGUUGAGGAAUUGAGGAGUGAGAAGAGGGAGUUAGGUGUGAAGUUAUUAGAGUUGACUCUUAGAGAGCAGAUUUUUUGGGCACAAAAAGCAAAGGUGAGGUGGCUAAAGGAGGGGGAUGUUAGUUCAAAGUUCUUUCAUAGGAUUGCGGAUGGGAAAAGGAAGAAAAAGUUUAUUAAGAGGUUGGAAGUAAGGCGAGGGAUAGUGGUAGACUCAGAGGAGCAAAUAGUCCAAGGGAUUUUUGAGUUUUAUUCAAAUUUAUUUUCGAAGGAUGGGUUAGUCAGGCCUGGGAUAGAGGUGCUUGAGUGGAAGCCUAUCGAUCAGGAAAGUGCGACUUGGUUAGAAAGACCUUUUGAGGAAUUGGAAAUUAGGGAUGUAGUUUUUGAGUGUGAGAGGGACAAGGCUCUAGGAUCGGAUGGGGAUGGAGCCAUCAGAAUUGAAGAUUUUAGACCAAUUAGUUUGGUGACAUCACUCUACAAGAUUCUAGGGAAGGUUUUGUCAAAAAGGUUGAGGGCCUCUUUAGGGGAUACAAUUUCUCCGACUCAGGGGGCUUUUGUGAAAGGCAGACAGAUUCUAGAUGUGGUUCUGGUGGUUAAUGAGGUGGUCAAGGAGUGUAGGAAGGCAGGAAAUAGAGGUCUUGUGUUUAAGGCAGAUUUUGAGAAAGCAUACAAUCAUGUAGAUUGGAAUUUUUUGGAUUUUGUGAUGGAUAAAAAAGGAUAUGGGGAGAGAUAG
Messenger RNA from Camellia sinensis, 885 nucleotides. The record is from RefSeq and is a predicted model, not a curated record. NCBI's taxonomy places the organism in Eukaryota, Viridiplantae, Streptophyta, Magnoliopsida, Ericales, Theaceae.